Molecule: messenger RNA, 1926 nt
Organism: Chrysochloris asiatica (Cape golden mole)
Lineage: Eukaryota; Metazoa; Chordata; Mammalia; Afrosoricida; Chrysochloridae
Gene: CTCFL
Product: CCCTC-binding factor (zinc finger protein)-like
Biological process (GO): regulation of transcription by RNA polymerase II
Molecular function (GO): DNA-binding transcription factor activity; RNA polymerase II cis-regulatory region sequence-specific DNA binding
Source: RefSeq, a predicted model, not a curated record
AUGGCGGCGACUGAGGUCCCUGGCCCUUCCGAGCAGUUCACCAAAAUCAAACAGUUGGAGUUGAUUCCAGAAAAGGCCCCAGAGCAGGAGGAGGAGGAAGACGGGGUGCGCCGAGUGAAGGAGCGCCCGAGCUCCGUUGAUGGGGAGGCCCAGUCUCUGUCAGGGGCCCUGUGGCCCUGGACCCCGGAGGGAGAGCUGGAACUGGAGUUGGUGCCGUCCUCGGCCGAGGAGAAGGAGAAGCACAUUCUCACCCUGCAGACCGUGCACCUCACCUCCGAAGACUUGCAGGUGGAGGGGAUGAGCUGGCUGCCCACACAGCCCCAAGACGGCAUGCAGGUGGUGGUACCGCAGGCGGACGUCGUGCUGCCUUCGCUGCUGUGGCUGCAGCCCUCGUUGGGCGAGGAGACCCCGCAGAGCAUGCACCAGUGCGUCACCAUCAGCAUCCAGGACCACGUGUACUCGCUGCAGGAGAUGGAGGUGAUGCAGGUCCAGCUACUGGAAGAAAGCGUGGCCACAACCAGUGAGGACAGCAGGCUGACUGUCAACCUGGCGAAGACCACUGGCUUGGUCAAGCUAGGGAAAGGUCAGGAGAGGACCCAGCUGUCGGAGGAAGGUGGAUUCCAAGAGCAAGCAGAAGCUCCUCUCUUUCUCCUAGAGGCCAGGCCUGAGGAGGAAGGGAGAGACGAGAUUGUGGUGACACUAUCCAAUUUAUACAUGGAAGAGCAAGAAGAUAGACCAACACCGAAUGAAGACAGUGCUGAAAACGCCAGCUCUGGGAAAAGGCAGAGAAAGACCAAGGGAAUGAAGCGGACCUUCCAGUGUGACAUCUGCAAGUUCACCUCUACUAGAGUUUCGAGUUAUAAUCGUCACGUGAAAAUUCACACCAAUGAGAAGCCCCAUGCGUGCCACCUCUGCCUGAAAGCCUUCCGCACUGUCACCCUGCUGCGGAACCACAUCAACACCCACACAGGAACCAGGCCGUAUAAGUGCGAAGACUGCGACAUGGCAUUUAUUACCAGUGGAGAACUCAUCCGACACAGACGCUACAAACACACUCAUGAGAAGCCCUUCAAAUGCCCCAUGUGCAAGUACGCUAGCGUGGAGGCCAGUAAACUGAAGCGUCACAUCCGCUCCCACACGGGGGAGCGCCCCUUCCAGUGUUCCCUCUGCAGCUACGCCAGCAAAGACACCUACAAGCUGAAGCGCCACAUGAGGACACACUCCGGGGAGAAGCCCUAUGAAUGCCUUGUGUGCCACGCACGGUUCACCCAGAGCGGUACCAUGAAAAUGCACAUCCUACAGAAACACAGCGAGAAUGUCCCCAAGUAUCAGUGUCCCCACUGCACCACCGUCAUUGCAAGGAAAAGCGACCUACGCGUCCACUUGCGUAACUUGCACACGUACAGUACCACAGAGAUGAGAUGCCGCUACUGUCCUGCCGUCUUCCACGAGCGCUACCCCCUCAUCCAGCACCAGAAAACUCACAAGAAUGACAAGAAGUUCAAGUGUCAGCACUGCAAUUAUUCCUGCAAGCAGGAGCAUCAGGUGAGAGUUCACAUGCAUAGCCACACUGGAGAGACUUUUGUCUGCCUUUCCUGCAAUAAACAUGAUUCCAGUUUCAUCCUGACUGUUUCCAAGUGCCCCAAAUGUAGCAAAGCCUUUUCCCACUGGGAUAACAUGAGCAGACACUUGGAGCAGUGCAACCCCCAGCUUGGAAAGGCCGUGGCCUCCGGGAAAGGGAGACGAACAAGAAAGAAGGAGCAGACGGGCCGCACAGAGGCAGAGAAGGAAGCCGAAGCAACCGCUGAGCAGUACCUGCCCGAGGAAGUGUCUGAAGUGAGAGGCCAGCCAUCCCCAGGAGGGAUCUUCCCUGUCGCCUGUGGAGGAGGCAAGGAGCCCGGAGUCCCAGAGGGAUCCGACCUGUGA